AUGGCGCGCAUUUCCCUAGUCAUGCUGCUGGUCAGCACUGUUCUCAAACCCACCUUGGCCGUGUACCAGUUGGUCCAAGACUACUCCGGCGACGCUUUCUGGCAAGGCUUCGACUUCUUCACCGACCCGGAUCCGACCGAUGGCCUCGUGCAAUUCCAAUCUUUGGAGCAGGCCAAUUCAACGGGGAUAGCGGGAUUUAUAGAAGGAGGCAAUGCAUCUUUCGCUAUCUAUAUGGGCGUGGACACUGAAAAUGUCGCUCCGCAGGGUCGAGCCAGUGUACGCGUCUCAUCAACACAGUCUUUUCAACAUGCUUUGGUUAUUGCCGAUAUUGUUCACAUGCCUGGUGGCGUCUGCGGUACCUGGCCUGCGUUUUGGAUGCUGGGCGCAGACUGGCCGCACAAUGGAGAGAUCGACAUCGUCGAGGGAGUCAAUGAUCAACCUACGAACUCGAUGACUUUGCAUACCGGACAAGGCGCCGUGGUCAGCAAUGACACCGAAUUCUCUGGUGAAUUGAUCACACCCAACUGCGAUGUCAAUGCGCCUGACCAGCCAAUGAACGCGGGAUGUUCGAUCGGCGACAUAUCCAACUUGACCUUUGGGCCUGAAUUCAACGAAGCCGGGGGAGGUGUGUUUGCAACCGAGUGGACAGCUGAUUUCAUCAAGAUAUGGUUCUUCCCACGAGGUACUUUUCCCGACGACAUUGUCAGCAGUCAUCCGGCCCCGUCCGAAAACUGGGGUACCCCAAACUCGCUGUUCCAAGGAUCAUUCAACAUUGAUGACCAUUUCAAGAAUCUCCAGAUUGUAUUCGACACCACAUUCUGCGGACAGUGGGCUGGAGCUGUCUGGAACACAUCUUCUUGCGCAUCUCUGGCACCAACCUGCGAAGACUACGUCGCCAAUAACCCGGCAGACUUUGCCGAUGCUUUCUGGGCGAUCAACACCCUGCAGGUCUUUCAGGAUGAUGGUUCAGAGGCUAGCAACGCAACGGCGAAUGCGGCGGCAGCAAAACGCGGAGCUACCGGGAGGGAACCUGGGCGGCAAGGAAGCCUUAAAUCAAGAUCCGGGAAGGAAGUGCUCCCAAUCUAUUCAUGA
Molecule: messenger RNA, 1092 nt
Organism: Fonsecaea nubica
Lineage: Eukaryota; Fungi; Ascomycota; Eurotiomycetes; Chaetothyriales; Herpotrichiellaceae
Exons: 2
Coding region: 1-1092 (363 amino acids)
Biological process (GO): glucan catabolic process
Molecular function (GO): hydrolase activity, hydrolyzing O-glycosyl compounds
Source: RefSeq, a predicted model, not a curated record